AUGCACUGGACGAGAAUGACAACCUACAAAAUAACGCCCGCCAUAUUUCCAGACGACAAACAAGCUGUCACAGAUCUAUUCACCGCAUACACCACCGCCCUCGGCAUCGAUCUUACAUUCCAAGACUACCAGACCGAACUGGACACAUUACCUGGAAAAUACUCCCCCAAACAAGGAGGAUGUCUACUCGUCGCUCGCGAUGAAACCAAUCCCCAUACACUGGUUGGCUGCGUCGCUUACCGCGCCCUUCCUCCCUCCACCAUCAUCAUCAACAACAACAAUGGCAUAGAAGAGAAGAAAUACUGCGAAAUGAAAAGAUUAUACCUCACUCCAUCCGCCCGCGGCACCGGCCUCGGCACAAAACUCGUCGAAGCAAUCAUCGCGCACGCCAGAGCUUCGGGUGUAUACAAAGGGAUGAGACUUGAUACAUUACCGAAUAUGGAGAGUGCGAGGGCGUUGUAUAUAAAGUUUGGGUUUGGGGAGGUUGGGAGGUAUUACGAGACGCCGGUUGAGGGGACGAUAUUUAUGGGGUUGGAAUUCUAA
Messenger RNA from Talaromyces stipitatus ATCC 10500, 543 nucleotides. RefSeq lists its product as uncharacterized. Lineage: Eukaryota; Fungi; Ascomycota; Eurotiomycetes; Eurotiales; Trichocomaceae. Bases 1 to 543 code for a protein of 180 amino acids. The transcript is spliced from 2 exons. The record is from RefSeq and is a predicted model, not a curated record. Gene Ontology annotation, molecular function: acyltransferase activity, transferring groups other than amino-acyl groups.